Messenger RNA from Sphaeroforma arctica JP610, 546 nucleotides. RefSeq lists its product as hypothetical. The transcript has 2 exons. The record is from RefSeq and is a predicted model, not a curated record. The coding region runs from base 1 to 546 and encodes 181 amino acids. NCBI's taxonomy places the organism in Eukaryota, Ichthyosporea, Ichthyophonida.
AUGUUUGGAUGGAGAGCGCCACAGCAACAGGCUCUCACACACUUGCUAACAUUAAUUAUGAACCGGAUCAAGUUGUAUGAGCCCCUACCUCACCAGCGGUUAGUCAUCAUACCGGACGCAUGCAACGUAGAAGUCGGAGCAGCGGUGUUUGUGCAGAUACCACCACCGGGCACGUUGGAAUACGAUGAGGAACAAAGCAUAUCGGAUAGAGCGGAGGUAGUUUACAAUCCGAUCGACGAUUUGAGGUCAGUGCCGGAGUUCACGCCAUUCGUGCCUAGGAAUGCGGCUACCGAUAUACAUAGUGAAGACACAGAAGACCACCUAGGUCGCACUCAGGAGGAUAUGGUACAACAGAACACACCAACUCAGAGGGGCACACUUGAGCACCUGUCGCGCACUCAGAGUGGCACACUUGAGAACCGAUAUACAACUCAGAGUGUCACACUUGAGAAUGAUGUAGGGUCACAAACGAAGCAGAGUGGUGCACUUGCAGAGGAUUCAGGGCUACAGUUGACAGCAGACUUUACCCAGGGUGACGAUGGAUAG